This is a messenger RNA of Argiope bruennichi, 1575 nucleotides long. Its product is annotated as pancreatic triacylglycerol lipase-like. The record is from RefSeq and is a predicted model, not a curated record. Gene Ontology annotation, molecular function: lipase activity. Lineage: Eukaryota; Metazoa; Arthropoda; Arachnida; Araneae; Araneidae. Bases 315 to 1418 code for a protein of 367 amino acids. The transcript has 9 exons.
UGAAAUUCAUAGUGUGCUCAAUUUCUUAUUAUUCCAAGUGACAGAAAUAAACAUGAUAAAUCGUAAAGAAUAAACCACAUUCCUAAAAACUUAACUGAUUUCAAAAGCAAUUACUAGUUAAUUUAACUCAGAUGUUUCCGUCUCCUCUACAUUGUUGUAUCAAUGCAGUAGUUUCAGGUGCAGUGUAUGGGGCAGGAUUUAGUAUAGAAGAGGAGAUAUAGUCGGCACUUGUGGUUUAUUCAGAAAGAGCCAAUUGGAAUUUUCUUUCAUUUGCAGCAAUCUUCAAUGCCACACAUUGGUAGAGAAUUUCGUCAAUGAGAACAAGAGGAAUUAACAUGAGGGUGUUCAAAUUUCUGUUAGCUUUUUUCAUUAUUGUGGAUAAUAUUUUCUUUUCCUAUGGAGCUUGCUGUUACGGUACCAAGGAUUUGAAAUAUGGCAUACCUGCUGGAUGUUAUUCAGACUGCAAUGAAACGUUUGCAAAACCAAACAAUAAUAUCUGUUCCGUUUCUUAUCUUCUUUACACCGGAGAUAACAUUGACUCGCCAUGCUACGUAGAGCCUAAAAAUGAAGAAUUUGAUCACUGUGCAUUUGAUCCAGGUAUAGAAACUAAAAUUUUGAUUCAUGGAUAUUCAACAAAAUUAUCACCUGGGAAUGUCUUUGAUCGGAUAAAGAAUAGUUUAUUGUCAAUAGAUCCCUACAAUGUUAUUAUUGUUAAUUGGACGAAUUAUAAUCAAGGAAUAUACAAACAUGCUGUAGAAAAUGCAUAUUUAACAGGAAUCGAAGUUGGAAAAUUCAUUAAUUACCUAACGAAGGAAAAAGGACAAACUGCAACAAGUAUUCAUGUUAUAGGACACAGCUUAGGUGCUCAUGUAGCUGGAGUUGCAGGAAAACGAGUUCCUUAUUUAGGACGAAUAAGCGGCUUGGACCCUGCUGCUCCGUUAUACAAAUUAAAUGUUACGUAUAAUCGGUUGACUGGUUCAGAUGCACUUUUUGUGGAUGUAAUUCAUUGCAGCAAUGGAGUGAUUGCAAACGGAGGGGUAGGAUACGGAAUUCCGUAUCCCAUUGGCAAUAUCAACUUUUAUCCAAAUGGUGGAAUUAAUCAGCCGGCAUGUGUAUUAGGAAGAGAUUAUGCAACUGCUGAUUUGGAAGUUAAGAAAAUUAAGUCAAACGAUGAUUUAAUCAGCUGUCGGCACGACAUAUGUCCCAUAUAUUUCUGGUAUUCGAUCCAAGACUGCGUGUUCCUCAGCAGAGAAUGUUACAACUAUAAAAGAUACAACAUGGAAGAAUGUUUCUCGGAGUCACAUCCUGUAGCUGUAAUGGGACUGUACGCAAAAGAUAUACCAAACAUUCCCAAUCAUUCUAAGUUCUAUUUGAAUACUACUGCAGAUCCACCGUAUUGUUUAGAAAAUUGUGACUGAAUCCAAAAUGCUUAAUUUUGGAAUAAAAUGAUGAAGCAAAGAUACAAGUGCCAGAAUCUAUGUGGCAUGUUGAAAUUAAAAUAACAGAACUAGUAUGCUAAUUUUGCUAUAUGAUUCAAAUGAUUCAUUCUAAAAAAAUAAAAAUAGGAUAUACUCA